AAAAGAAGGCUCUCAAAUAUCGGCAAAACCCUUGUGUUGCGAAGCUCAAUAAUAUCUCAAAUCAAAAAAUUUAAAAUUCGUUACUAAAUAUUUCCAUCGAAUUAUUUUCCCGGAAAACAAACGUAUCAGGUUUCCGAGAAAAUGACAGAGGUGGCGGGCUCUGUGGUGCAAGAAGUGCUUGGCCGUAGGGCAUUGGAUGUGGAUCAACCAAUUAUCGACUACAUCAUCAACGUCCUCGCCGACGAGGACUUCGAUUUCGGAAUAGACGGCGAGGGUGCUUUCGAUGCCAUCGGUGAGCUCCUCGUCGGCGCUGGUUGCGUCAAUGACUUCACCGAGUGUCGUUCUGUAUGUAGCACAUUAUCUGAAAAGUUUGGCAAGCAUGGGCUAGUCAAACCUAAACCAACUAUGCGGAGCCUUGCAACACCUUUUAGAAUGGAUGAUGGAAUGGAUGAAGAGCAAGCUCCAAAAAAGAAGCCUGAAGUUUUUGAUGGCCCAUUGCUCACUGAACGCGACAAAGCUAAGCUAGAAAGGAGAAAGAGGAAGGACGAGCGCCAAAGAGAGGUGGAAUACCAAAUCCAUUUAGCAGAAAUGGAAGCAGCCAGGGAAGGGAUGCCUGUUGUAUGUGUUACUCACGACAAUAGUGGUGGAUCAACUGUCAAGGACAUCCGCAUGGAGAAUUUCAGUGUUUCUGUUGGUGGCCGUGAGCUCAUUGUGGAUGGUGAACUCACACUCUCGUUUGGAAGGCAUUAUGGUCUUGUUGGAAGAAAUGGGACAGGAAAAACAACAUUCCUUAGGCACAUGGCUAUGCAUACCAUUGACGGCAUUCCUUCAAAUUGCCAGAUAUUGCAUGUGGAGCAAGAAGUUGUUGGUGAUGAUGUAUCAGCUUUGCAAUGUGUUCUUAACUCUGACAUUGAAAGAACCCAACUUUUGCAAGAAGAAGCUCGUCUUAGUGCUCUGCAGAGAGACAUGGACUCGGAGGAUUUUAAAAGCAAUGGAGGAAUGGACAAAGAUGCAAUUUCACAAAGGCUUCAGCAGAUAUACAAACGGCUUGAAUUCAUUGAUGCGGAUUCUGCAGAGUCUCGUGCAGCUGCCAUCCUCGCGGGUCUUAGUUUUACUCCAGAAAUGCAGCUGAAAGCAACAAAAACAUUUUCAGGAGGAUGGAGAAUGCGAAUUGCCCUUGCGCGUGCCCUGUUCAUAGAGCCUGACUUAUUGCUACUGGAUGAACCCACGAACCAUCUUGAUCUUCAUGCUGUCUUGUGGCUGGAGACUUACCUGGUGAAAUGGCCAAAAACGUUCAUAGUUGUUUCUCAUGCUAGAGAAUUUUUAAACACGGUGGUCACUGAUAUUCUUCACUUACAAGGACAAAAACUAACUGCUUACAAGGGGAAUUAUGAUAUAUUUGAGAGGACACGAGAAGAACAGAUAAAAAAUAAACAGAAAGCUUUCGAAGCAAAUGAACGUUCAAGAUCCCAUAUGCAGACAUUUAUUGAUAAGUUUCGCUACAACGCAAAGAGAGCAUCUCUUGUUCAGUCAAGAAUCAAGGCAUUGGAGCGGAUGGGUCAUGUGGAUGAAGUUGUCAACGAUCCUGACUAUAAGUUUGAGUUCCCAACUCCAGAUGACAGACCAGGCGCCCCUAUAAUAAGUUUCAGUGAUGCAUCGUUUGGUUAUCCUGGUGGACCUAUAUUGUUUAGGAACUUAAAUUUCGGGAUCGACCUAGACAGCCGAGUUGCAAUGGUUGGGCCAAAUGGCAUAGGAAAAUCAACCAUACUCAAACUAAUUGCAGGGGAGCUACAACCAAGCUCUGGGACAGUUUUCCGCUCAGCUAAGGUUCGUAUAGCUGUCUUCAGUCAGCACCACGUGGAUGGACUAGACUUAUCUUCAAAUCCUCUUUUGUAUAUGAUGCGCUGCUAUCCAGGAGUUCCUGAACAGAAGCUUCGAAGUCACCUUGGUUCUUUUGGUGUCACUGGAAAUCUUGCUCUUCAGCCAAUGUACACUUUGUCUGGUGGUCAGAAGAGCAGAGUUGCAUUUGCUAAGAUAACUUUCAAGAAACCUCACAUAAUAUUACUUGACGAGCCAUCCAAUCAUUUGGAUUUGGAUGCUGUUGAGGCACUAAUUCAAGGACUCGUUCUUUUCCAAGGAGGCGUUCUUAUGGUUAGUCACGACGAACAUCUAAUAUCGGGAAGCGUGGAAGAGCUAUGGGUGGUCUCGGAAGGUAGGGUGAAUCCAUUCCAUGGAAGUUUCAACGAGUACAAGAAGAUUCUCCAGUCUUAAAACAGGUAACAGGUUACAACAUUUUCUUCUCAAUAGUUGUGAAUUAUUUACACUUGAGGAACUGAAUUUAUAUCUUCAGAAAAAAAAAGUGAGAAUAUUUUGGAUUCUGCGAUAUAAUAAAGCUUUCUUUUCUCCAAUUUAAUGGUCAUUUAUAAUGGCCUCAUUUGGGUUCA
Messenger RNA from Humulus lupulus (European hop), 2444 nucleotides. Its product is annotated as ABC transporter F family member 3. Lineage: Eukaryota; Viridiplantae; Streptophyta; Magnoliopsida; Rosales; Cannabaceae. The record is from RefSeq and is a predicted model, not a curated record. Gene Ontology annotation, molecular function: ATP binding; ATP hydrolysis activity. The coding region runs from base 142 to 2271 and encodes 709 amino acids. The transcript is spliced from 18 exons.